AUGAGUUCGGGCCGGAGCAGCCGGAAGAAGAAGGAUGCAGCAGUUGGUGCCAAUAAAAGACCGCCAGCAGCAGCGUCUCUUCCGCAAAGGCAAACGCAGAGGCGACGGCAAUCGGCUAAGGAAUCAGAAAUACAAGACAUAGAAGACUUGUUCUUCAGCGAAGAGGAGACCCAGAGAAUUAGGAAGGCUCUGCUGGAAUGGUACGGCCUCAAUCGCAGAGAGCUCCCUUGGAGAGAAGCAGAGGAGGACGUGGAGCGAAGAGCCUACAGAGUGUGGGUCUCGGAGGUGAUGCUGCAACAGACGAGGGUUCAGACUGUUGUUCAGUACUUUCAUCGUUGGAUGAGCAAAUGGCCCACCAUUCACCACCUCGCCCAGGCUUCUCUUGAGGAGGUGAAUGAAUUGUGGGCGGGUUUGGGCUACUACCGACGGGCGCGAUUUCUUUUGGAGGGAGCUAGGAUGAUUGUUGAAGAACAAGUUCAAUUUCCUAAAACAGUUUCUCAACUGCGAAAAGUUCGGGGAAUUGGAGACUAUACAGCUGGAGCAAUAGCCUCAAUCGCAUUUAAAGAGGUGGUUCCUGUGGUUGAUGGAAAUGUAGUAAGGGUGAUUGCUAGACUAAAGGCUGUUUCUGCCAAUCCAAAAGACUCUUCGACUGUCAAGAAAUUUUGGAAACUAGCAGCUCAGUUAGUUGACCCCUUCCAACCUGGGGACUUCAAUCAGGCUCUCAUGGAGCUUGGUGCAACUGUAUGUACCCCAUUGAGUCCAAGUUGUCAUUCAUGUCCUGUAUCAGUCCAAUGUUGUGCACUAUCAAUCUCUAGAGCUGAUAGUUCAGUGCUGGUUACAGAUUAUCCAGUUAAGGUCGUAAAGGCCAAACAGAGACAUGAUUUUUCUGCUGUAUGUGUUGUGCAAAUAUUAAGAGAUGAGGAACUGUCAGAGGGACACAGAACCAACAAUGGGUUUCUUCUUGUAAAACGGCCUGAUGAAGGGUUGCUUGCUGGCCUCUGGGAGUUCCCGUCUGUCUUGCUGGCUGGAGAAGCUGACUUGGUCACUAGGAGAAAGGCAAUUGACCAAUAUUUGAAUAAACAUUUUAGACUUAACCCCAGAAACACCUGUGACAUAGUUUCCAGGGAAUAUGUUGGAGAAAAUGUCCAUGUUUUCACUCACAUUCGUCUCAAGAUGUAUGUGGAAUUGUUGGUGUUACAUCUAAAAGGUGGGAUGAAGGACCUGGUUAGCAAGCAGGGCAAAGAAACUGUGCCCUGGAAAUGUGUGGACGCCGAGGUCCUUUCAAGCAUGGGAUUGACAUCUGGUGUAAGAAAGGUUUACACUAUGGUUCAAAAUUUAAGCGAGAAACGGUUGCCCUAUGAUCCUGCCUUGGAAAGCAUGAAAUGA
This is a messenger RNA of Prunus armeniaca (apricot), 1386 nucleotides long. Lineage: Eukaryota; Viridiplantae; Streptophyta; Magnoliopsida; Rosales; Rosaceae. The record is from the annotation of a GenBank genome assembly.